Messenger RNA from Maniola jurtina (meadow brown), 4668 nucleotides. It is a transcript of the gene sog, whose product is annotated as dorsal-ventral patterning protein Sog. NCBI's taxonomy places the organism in Eukaryota, Metazoa, Arthropoda, Insecta, Lepidoptera, Nymphalidae. Bases 265 to 3057 code for a protein of 930 amino acids. Gene Ontology annotation, biological process: multicellular organism development. The record is from RefSeq and is a predicted model, not a curated record. Gene Ontology annotation, molecular function: protein binding. The transcript is spliced from 16 exons.
GCGCGCCGGCCCCUCGCCCGCACGAGCUGGGAAAUCGCUCGUCGCUCGCCUCAGUCUGGCUCGACCGUCGUAUAGUACCGACGCGUAGUUGCCGCGACACACUCGCCCCUCGCGAGCCUCCGUUCGAAUACGCAUACGCGCCUCAGAUAUUCGAAAACCGAGCGCGCGCGGCGAAAAUAGUGAGCUCGUGGUCCGCUCGUGGCCUUCUAGCGGCCGGGAUCGGUCUAGCAGGUUGGAAACCCAGUGGUAGGUGCGGGCAGUACGAUGCUGCCUGCACUGGUGUUGCUGGUGCUGCUGGCGCCCGCGGGGCCCGCCUUCGCUCGCCGCCACGCGCCCGACCUGCGGGAGGACGAGCCCGCAAGACGCACCACCAGACCGGCCGAAUGCCAGUUCGGCAAGCAGGCGAAAGAGCUCGGUUCGACGUGGUACGCAGACCUUGGCCCGCCGUUCGGUGUCAUGUACUGCAUCAAAUGUGAGUGUAUAUCGGUGCAAAAGAAGCGUCGAGUAGUGGCCAAGGUGCACUGCCGCAACAUCAAGAAUGAGUGUCCGGAACCAUCAUGCGACACCCCCACGUUGCUGCCUGGAAGAUGCUGCAAGACAUGCCCGGGCGAUAUAGAUUCACCAGAUAUCGUCCAAGAAGACAGCCCUACCGUUGUCAUUACUACUAAUGAAGACGAAGAGCUUAGUAUGAGACAUUUUGGAGCUCUAUUGACUGGUCGAUCACCUUUAUGCAUAAGGCGAGAUGAUAUGACGGGGGUGCCUGUAGCUUCAGGCGUUGCCACAGCUCGCUUCACGUUUCGGCGCCGCCACUUAUUCUGGUCCGUUUUACUUGGCCCGUCCAUGAUCAUUCAACCACGCUCCUUGGCCUUCCUAGACAGAGGUGGACGUAUGCUUCUUGAACAUCCUCUGAAGAGAGCUCCCGGGAUUCACGCCACUUACGAGGAAAAGACCGAUAAGCUGUGUGGCGUCUGGCGUCGAGUUCCCAGAGAGUAUAAGCGUUUAUUGAGAGAAGGCUCCUUGUAUGUGGCGUUAAUUUGGGGUGACGAGCGGAACAACUCAAUGGAUAGUGCACUUAGUGGCAGAAUAAACAGGUACCCGGCGCUUUCUACGGAAAUGUUUACAUCUCUUCUCGAACCUGAACAUGCCCCUACCGUGAUCACAAAAGGUCCGUGCGAUGACUACCGUAUGCCAGGCCAGGAGGAAGGCUGGUGGGGAGGUACUGCUGUCGUUACUGGUGCAGCUGGAGCAGCCCCUAGCUUACAUCUGGCAAUAAUCUAUAACGGAGUCUUCACGCCCGCUUUGCGAGACCAAUCUGUUAGAGUCUUGUUGACGCUUCCGGACAGAAAUCAGACAAUCAUUGAUGAGAUUCAGAAAAUUAACAAACCAAGCUACGAGUUGAAUGUUCUGGAAGUGUCAACACCGGUUUCUGCAGCUGAGUUACGUUCAUUGUCGAGAGGGCGACUGCUUCUAUCUGUGGAAGCGUUGGGAAUAGUGGAGAGACGGAUUUCUGGAAGCGUCAGGCAAAGAGCUGCAUGUGAGGUCUUCCAUGCACCGUUGAUGGCUGAAAGACCACCUGCGACGCUUGCACCCGAGGGUCUUGCCUUGCUUUAUAUUGAUAAAGAUGGAUCACUUGUCUAUGAUAUACAGAUAGAAAAUUUGAGCAUAACGGAUCCUAAGAUAACUCUUGUGGAAGAGCAAGGCAAGCGUCAUUCGCAAGUUGAAAUACUGGAUACCAGGAUGGGAGUACUGGCUAGACCUAGUGCCCGUAUAUUCCCUCCACUUUAUGAAGACCAACUUGCUGUUCAUAUUGGAUCAGAUACAGGUCCUCCUAUGUUGAGGGGUCGUUUAUUAUCAAGGUCCUUACCAGAUGCUGCAAGUUCGGGACCAGCAUUACUGAGGCGUACAGAUGCUCGUAUGCCACCUACCAUCAACCCGGUUGCUGGGCUCGCCUGGCUAGCAGUUGAUUCUUUGUGUGGAAUUAAUUAUGAGGUGGUUGUAAAUGGAUAUUCUGGUGCGUGGUCCACUUGGCUGGAGAGUCACCCCUUCAGUAGCAGUGGUCCGAGGGUCUUGGCAGGAUUAGAGGGUUCGGUUCUGGAGCCUUCUUCAGCGGAGUUAGCAGCCUUGAAUGCAGGCUCCGCUUACCUCAACGUCCGCUCCUCUGACAAUGACACGGAAUUCUUGCGCACGCGGUUGCAUCAGAUAAGCGUGCCAGCCUCGUGUCUCCCGGCAGGGUCUUACUCGAAUGAUGUUGGUUCUAACUAUGUACCAACACACAUGAAUUCGCCGCCACCGGACAAUUCUCUUUCCAACACUGCAUCGUGUUAUUACGCAGGAAAAUCGUAUGAAGAUGGCACGCAAUGGAUGUCUACUGAGUCCUGUCACAUGUGCGGAUGCGUCCACGGGAUAUUGCGAUGCGACGCGGUGCGAUGCCCACCUGUUAACUGUGCUGUGCCUACAAUCCAACCGCCAGGACAAUGCUGCCCUAUUUGUACUAAUUCGUCCACAGCGGUCUGGAACGAGUCUCACGGCUGCCAUCUUGCGGGACAAUAUCAUGCGCCAGGUUCUUCCUGGCACCCAUACCUGGUGCCGGGCGGGUACGACACGUGUGCGAUAUGCACGUGCGAGUUCUCCACGCGCCAGGUGCGGUGCCCACGGGUGAGGUGCCCGCCGCUCAGGUGUGCCGAGAAGGACGCCUACAGACCAGACAAGAAGGCCUGCUGCAGAGUUUGCCCAGAGGUAACCAAGGUGAAAACAAAAAAGACGGAAGAAGAGACGCCAAAGGACCAAGGAGCGCCACGUACGGCUGAAGAGAUUCUCGCCGAAGGAGGCUGUAUAUUCCCAAAUGGUCCUCUACCCAAUGGCAAGGAAGUGCACCCGUCGAUACAUUCGCACGGGGAACAGAGAUGCGUCACGUGCAGGUGCAAGGACGGCGAGGUAACGUGCAUACGCAAGCGCUGCGGGCGGGCGACGUGCGCGCGGCGGCGGCGCGGAGACGCGUGCUGCGCGUGCGCGCGCCACCGCCGCCAGCGCGCGCCGCGCCUCGACGCGCCGAGCUGAGCGCCGCGCGCCGCGCCGCGACUCCCGCGCACCCGCGCACACCGGCCGCUGUCGCCCGACACAGUAUUACUGCGCCGGAACCCCCGUCUAUGUCCCAGACUGCUCCUAGGCUAAGUGAGUGAACGCUUCGCUCUAUAGACUGAUAUAUUUUUAUGUUCUCUUGCGAUUCGAAUGUGUCUAGUUUAGUCGGUGGUGCGGCGGUCGGCCGAGCGGCGACGACGGCUCGAAGCGGUGCGCCUCGUCGCAUACGGCGUUUGAAUAUUCAAUUCCCACCGGUAUUUUAAUUGGUAUUAUGUCCAGAAAAUUGUAGGCGCACGGAGUGCUCGGUCGGCAGGACCCGAGGGAGCGCGUCGGUCGUCCGACUCGACCGCACGGAGAGACAGGAACGUGAGCGCGGUCGAUGAUGUUAAAGAUGUGCCAUAUUUUCUUAAUGUAAAUAAUAAAUUAUUAAACUUUAUUUUACCUACGUGCAUAUUUAUUUACAACUCUAAUGUAUAGUACACGGUAUCGUAGCGAUCGUACCUUGUCACGUGGAAACCAUCACAACUAUUAUUGUCGUCGAUUCGAUCAUCUCUAUUUGUGCAUUUGCUUGUAGUUUGUAUAUCUUUACGUAAUACCACAUUUGUACAUGUUACAUAUUCGGUAAUUUUUACCGUAUUUAAUAAGCCUGUGUUAACUUUAAUAUGUAAGUAAACUUAAGUAGGUAUCCAUAACUUAAGUUCGAUUUAAUCUUGCGGGAAUCGGCCACAGCAGAUUUUGUAAAUACCUUAUUCAUACGUUGUUCUACUUAUGUAAUUCUAUACUAUAAUGCCUAAUGAUAUUUUACGUUUAAUGAGCUGUUAUAGACCGUUAGCAUGGUUACACACCGUUAAAAAGCAAUUAAUUAGAUAUAGUUUACGUAAUCUUGACUAGUUUUGUUUAAUUAUUAGGUAAACAGUUUUAUAGUUACGUAAUUAAGGAAGCUAGUCCAAAUGUGUUGAUGUGAUGGAUAUAAAUGCCAUGUAGCUAGAAAUAUGUCUGCUUUGAUUGAUAUUGAUAUACAUUAUAAAUAUUAUUAUUUUAUUAUAAACAUCUAAAAGUAUUUCGCUUUUACGGCACAAAAUUCGGGGUGUACUUUUGUGAAACAUUGCCAAAAAUUGAAAACUUUUAUAAAGGAUUAUUGUGUUUGUUGUGGGAUCUAGUCCAUCAAAAAUUUGUGAAUGUAUUAUAUUGUUAUACUCACGUUAUUGGCUAUCUUUAUUUUAUGAUUGACGUAAUUAGAAUAUGAUUCAUAAAGAACACGAUUUAUUUUGGUUGUAGUACAUAAUCUAACAGUAGGAAAUAAUCACCUAUGGCUUGCGAAUAACAAAACUAAUAGCCAUAAAGGGUACUAUAAAGUUGCUUGUGUUGCAUUGUUUUUAUUUGAUAAAUAUUAUAUUUUAGUAGCUCACUCAUUAUAUUCUCCCUCACUAUACAAAGGGAUCGACUGUUUUUUUUUUGGUUCAAAAUUUUAUCAAAUAUUUUGGCGUCCAAACUUGUAAAAUUAAAUUGCUUUGACUGGUGUAACUGGUCAAAAUUUCUGUACAACAUCAUACAAUUUUAGUAUGCAUUAAAUUAUCUGUGAAUUCUGGA